This is a messenger RNA of Mercenaria mercenaria, 2957 nucleotides long. Its product is annotated as fibrillin-1-like. Gene Ontology annotation, molecular function: calcium ion binding. The record is from RefSeq and is a predicted model, not a curated record. Lineage: Eukaryota; Metazoa; Mollusca; Bivalvia; Venerida; Veneridae. The transcript has 20 exons. Bases 66 to 2795 code for a protein of 909 amino acids.
UGGACGUGUUAUGUGAUCACGGAUGGUAAACGUGCAAUCCUAUUCCCAUUGGGAAUACGCUUAAAAUGGGUUGCGCGACUUCCGGUGCUGGUGUUGCGCAUCAAUAUAUACAAAAUCGAGAGUAUCAACCGAUUGAACCAUGCAAAACUCCGAUUCCACCAAACAAUGGCACGGUUAGUGUUUGGGGUAACAACAUGCUCGUGGAGUUCACGUGCGAUGACGGUUUACUUCCGGUCGGAAGAACGUUUGGCUCGUGCAAUCCUACAACAAAAAAGUGGUCCGUCAGUCGUCCCAUUUGCGCAUCAUCUGUAUGUGACCCGCCAGCAAACAUUUCAAAUGGGAAACUAUUUUAUGACCAUGGCGGGAGUGUCGUUUUAGCAACAUGUAACCGUGGUUACCGUUUGACAGGCAGCAGGCAGCGGUAUUGUAACGGAUACACCUGGCGAGGACGGUCACCAAAAUGUAGAGAUAAGUAUCCUUCCCGCUCUCUGCGGCGACAGGCAAGCGACAAUGUGACCACAACAUCCUCGCCUCAAGCCUCUGCAGGUGAUAUCCUCGACGAACACAUCUUAGAAGCUGAUAACACGUGUUAUCUUGAUUAUAGCGAGCCGCCAGCUGUGGAACAUGCAUCAGUGGCAAUCAUAUACAAAUUUAAUAAAGUUCGGCGGAUGUGGAUUCUGAUUGCCAAUUACACAUGCGAAAAGGGUUACAGUUUUAACGACACAAACGCUACCUAUCUUUAUUGUAAAUCAUACAAAUGGAUAGGGAAGAAAAAUCCGGAAUGUAUAAAUACAGAGUUACCACCAACGGAUCCAUGUGAAACAAAGAAUGGAGGAUGUGAGCAUAUAUGUUUAUCAUAUGGCGGGGGAGGGUAUAGCUGUGAUUGUAACCAAGGAUACGCACUGGGGAGAUUGAUGAGAAGGUGUGAAGAUAUAGAUGAGUGCAGGAUGGAUAAUGGCGGCUGCGAGCACAGUUGUAUCAAUGUCAUUGGUUCAUUCUUCUGCACGUGCGAAAAUGGUUACAUAUCCAUAGGACAGAAAUGCCAUGUGAACAAAGUAAGCGGACAUUCAAUUUUAACUGUGAGAAGUUCGUACUAUACAGACUUGGAUGAAUGUCAGUCCCCUGGCGGACACCGAUGUGAUGGCGAAUGCAUCAAUGUACCAGGAACAUAUGAAUGUAACUGCACUAGAGAAGGUUUUACUGUGGCAUCAGAUAAAACAUCAUGUGUUGAUGUUGAUGAAUGCAAAAACAACAAUGGUGGAUGUGAGGAGGUUUGUGUAAACACAGUAGGCUCUUACCAGUGUAAAUGUUUCCGGAAAGGUUACGGGUUGUCAGAGGAUGGACAUACAUGCGAAGAUAUAGACGAAUGUAAGCGGUAUAAAAAGAAGGGACGAUGUCUGAAUGGAGUUUGUGAGAAUUUACUGGGAUCAUACACGUGCCACUGUAACGACGGAUUUGAAGCAAGUUCUUCAGGAAGAAAAUGUUUAGACAGAGAUGAGUGCAAAGAUGGAAGUAAUGAUUGUACUGAAACUUGUGAAAACAAUGUUGGAAGUUACGUAUGUGGUUGUUAUGACGACGGUUUCACCAUAGGAAAUGAUGGAAAAACAUGUUUGGAUGUGGAUGAAUGCGAAAUUAACAAUGGAAAUUGUGAAGAUGUUUGUGUGAACGCUCAAGGGUCAUAUGAAUGUCUUUGCCGGCAAGAAUAUAAAGUUCUACACGAGGAUGGCCGUUCAUGUACAACUUGUGACAGUAAUCACUUUUAUGACAAAAAUCAUACAACGUGUUUUCCAUGUCCAAACAAUGCUGUUAUAAAGGACAUAGUCACUGUAGCAACAGGGAAGGAAGAUUGUGUUUGCAAAUCGGGUUUUAUACCCAGAGGCGAUGGAGACUGUAUUGAUAUAGAUGAAUGUGAAAACAACAUCAUUUUAUGUGAUCAGCUUUGUGUGAACACCCCUGGAUCUGCUUACUGCGCAUGCGCACCUGGAUAUAAUCUUACUAUGCAAAAUAACUGUACAGAUAUAGACGAGUGUGAAAUGAAUCCAUGCAGUCAGUUCUGCGAGAACAUGGAUGGAAGUUAUCGAUGUUCAUGUGAAAAUGGUUAUUUUCUUGCAAAAGAAGGGCAUUUCUGUAUUGAUAUAGAAGAGUGUCUAGAUGAUGUGUUGCUAUGUGACCAUGAAUGUGUGAAUACAGUCGGUAGUGCUUAUUGUACCUGUGACAAAGGAUAUCAAAUCAGCAAAGACAAUGUCACAUGCUCUGAUAUAGACGAAUGCAGUCUCGGUAUUGACUUGUGCGAAGACAGGUGCACAAACACUCAAGGUUCCUACAUUUGUGACUGUGUUUCUGACGGGGUGAAACUGUCAUGGGAUCUUGCAUCAUGUUCAGAUAUAAAUGAGUGUAUGGAAGGGGAAAAUAAUUGCACGGGACAAUGUAUCAACACGUACGGUUCAUACACGUGCAAUUGUUACGAAGAUGGGUUUGUGACAAGUGAAGAUGGCACCACUUGUGAAGAUCAAGACGAGUGCUCGAACCCCGAGUUGAAUGACUGCCUGGAGACUUGUGUAAACACUGUUGGAUCUUACAGAUGUGAUUGUCUUCUUGGACAUGCCCUGAUUGGCUACAACAAAUGUGCACCCUGUCCGAAAAACUACUUCCGUGAUGAAACGAGUAGAGAAUGCGUCUCGUGUCCUGUUUAUUCAGUUACACUGAUGGAAGGGAGCACAAGUAUUGGCGAUUGUCAAUGUAUGGAUGGUUAUCAUGGGAACAUGACAUUUGGCGAGGAUUGUGUGAAGGUGUAACAAUACGAAAACUUAACAAUUUUGAAACUGUUGUACAGCAGCUCCGCUGCUUUGGUUGUAUGUUUUGUUAUUGUUUCGUUAUGGCAUUUAUGUUCAUUAGCCAACAAUGUUAAAUGUACCCAAUGAUGUGUAAAUAAUUAAAGAUGUAUAAUUUUUGUAAAA